GUCAGUAACCAUGUGCUCGACGCCACCGUCCCUAUAAGAUCUCGUCGUCCCCCUCUUCCUUCCUUAGAACCAACCAAUGCUUGCUCUCUCCCUCUCCUGAUCGAGAAUUUCUUGAGCUGUUCAUCUGUUCUUGUUCUUUGGGACGAUGUGUAGGUAGAGAUAAGAUAUCGGUCUGAUAGCAGACUUUGUUUGCAUCUUCUUCCAUCUUCGGCACCGAGAGGAGGAGAUGGGUAGCAUGGAUGACUACCCGAGGAAGCCGAGCCAGAGCCAGAGUCCGACGCGGUCCAAGCUCAAGAUCCUGCUGGUGCUGGUGUUGACCAACCUCCUCUCCAUCUACUUGUUCUCCGGCUCCUCCGGCCGCAUCAAUUGGCUGCCGCCGGCUACCCACCUCUGGGACUCCGGCGCGCUGCUCCGCGAGCUGAACGAGACCCAGGGUCUGCUCUCGGCCAGCCAGGCCGAGGUAAUGCUGCUCAGCAGGCGGCUGUCCACCACCAACACCCUGCUCGAGACCCUCCUCACCGACGUCGGCAAGGCCCGGCGCGACGAGGCGGCGGAACAGGACCUGGAGGGGUGGGCGCACCAGCUCACCGGGGAGCUCAAGCUGGCGGUGGGGCCCCACAAGCUACCCCUAGGCUAUACCCCCAACCUCGGCGCCGACGAGCUCUACCCGACGCUCGGCACGGCUUGCCGACGCUACCAGGAGGAGCUGACCCAGUACAUGAGCUACGAGGUGGGCGGGGAGUGCCCGUCCGACGAGGCAUUCGCGCAGCGGCUGAUGCUGAAGGGGUGCGAGCCGCUCCCCCGACGCCGGUGCCACCCGAAGUCCCCGGUGGGCUACGUCGAGCCCACUCCGUUCCCGCAGAGCCUCUGGUCCAUCCCGCCCGACGCCAGCAUCACCUGGGACGCGUACACCUGCAAGAACUACGCGUGCUUGGUCCACCGCAAGAUGGAGAGGGGGACCUACGACUGCAAGGACUGCUUCGACCUGAGCGGGCGGGAGAAGGACCGGUGGCUGUACGACAACGGAGAGCUGGACUACGGGAUCGACGAGGUCCUGGAGGCGAAGCACGGCAGCGUCCGCAUUGGGCUCGACAUCGGCGGCGGCACGGGGUCGUUCGCGGCCAGGAUGAGGGAGCGCAACGUGACCAUCGUGACGAGCUCCAUGAACUUCGACGGGCCCUUCAACAACUUCAUCGCCUCGCGGGGGCUGCUGCCGCUGCACAUCAGCGUCGCCCAUCGCCUUCCCUUCUUCGACAACACCCUCGACAUCGUCCACUCCAUGCACGUCCUCAGCAACUGGAUCCCGGACUCCAUGCUGGAGUUCGCGCUCUUCGACAUCCACCGCGUGCUGCGCCCCGGCGGUCUCUUCUGGCUCGACCACUUCUUCUGCCUCGGCACGCAGCUCAACGCCACCUACGUGCCCAUGUUCCAACGCAUCGGCUUCAAGAAGCUCCGAUGGAGCGCCGGCCGCAAGCUGGACCGCGGUCUCGAUAAGAACGAGUGGUACCUCUCUGCUCUGCUGGAGAAGCCCACGACAUAGACCAGAGUCGACGAGCUGAUGCCACAGUGCUUACCAUGUGUUGCUUUCGACUGACAUCCUUCAUCUUGUUCUUGCAUUGCUCCUCUUCAUACAUACAUUAUCUCUUCCUUU
This is a messenger RNA of Musa acuminata AAA Group (dessert banana), 1651 nucleotides long. Its product is annotated as probable methyltransferase At1g29790. Lineage: Eukaryota; Viridiplantae; Streptophyta; Magnoliopsida; Zingiberales; Musaceae. The coding region runs from base 227 to 1540 and encodes 437 amino acids. The record is from RefSeq and is a predicted model, not a curated record. Gene Ontology annotation, molecular function: S-adenosylmethionine-dependent methyltransferase activity. The transcript has a single exon.